Messenger RNA from Onychostoma macrolepis, 3963 nucleotides. RefSeq names its product synaptosome associated protein 91b (gene snap91b). The transcript has 26 exons. Lineage: Eukaryota; Metazoa; Chordata; Actinopteri; Cypriniformes; Cyprinidae. Gene Ontology annotation, biological process: synaptic vesicle budding from presynaptic endocytic zone membrane; clathrin-dependent endocytosis; clathrin coat assembly. Bases 865 to 2928 code for a protein of 687 amino acids. The record is from RefSeq and is a predicted model, not a curated record. Gene Ontology annotation, molecular function: SNARE binding; clathrin heavy chain binding; phosphatidylinositol-4,5-bisphosphate binding. Gene Ontology annotation, cellular component: extrinsic component of presynaptic endocytic zone membrane; clathrin-coated vesicle; synaptic vesicle.
AAUAUCACUGAAAGCUCGUGACAGAAAAUCUACCUCUGCAGACGGAUGAACCGUGAACGCGCACAGACCCCUUAAAGGCGCGUGACAGCGUGACGCCGCUUCCCUUUAAGAGCCCGGUAUGAGUCACCUGACCAGGUCCACCGACGAGGCAGGACCGAAACCUGCAUUACCAGAAAAAUAAGCAACUAAAAUAGCCAAGAUCUACACGAUAUUAGCACUGAAACGUGAAAACAUACUUGUCUUCAGACUCCCGCCCUCGAGACGGCUGGAAAUUGACACGUCACCAUCACCAUCAUCCGACCGGAGGCGAAGGACACACGGGCUGCGACCGAAUAUUACCGAGGCUCCGGAAUCCCGAACAGCUUUAUAGUAGAGGAUUAAUCGACGGAACGUUUCUACAACUCGUUUUUAGGUGUUUAUUUAAUUAAUUACGUCGCACCAGCUCAUCGCAAAACGCUCUGUCAUUUCGGUUAACUUAGAUGGGGUUUUUAAUUCACAUGAUAAUCAAAGGUUACGGUUUAACGUAUUAAUUUUAUUAUUUAUUUCCCGCGAGAGCCAGAAAACAGCUCGUCGUAGGGCGUUACGUAAUAAGAGGCAUUAUCCAGGGUGCUGAAACCAACCCAUGCUAGACGCCUACGAGGGAAUUUUUUAAAAGGAUUCAAUUGAGAAUAUAUAUUUUGUGCUUUUGAAUACUUAAAUUCAUCCGCUCCGGUUGGAAACCGAAACGUGGAAUCGACAUUGUCAGAUUCUAGAGAGCCACCUUGGAUUCCGUCUCUUUUUUUGUCGGCGAAUAUCAUAUGCAUUACGGCUGUCCUUCCCCCUGAAGUUGAAUCUUGAGGUGGUUGUCGACGCUACCGGGAGAAAAUGUCUGGACAGACUCUGACGGAUCGCAUCGCCGCGGCGCAGUACCAGCUCACCGGAUCCGAUGUGGCUCGUGCCGUUUGCAAAGCCACCACGCACGAGGUGAUGGCGCCCAAGAAGAAGCACCUGGAAUAUCUGAUCUCAACCACCAAUGAGACAAACGUGAACAUCCCCCAGAUGGCUGACACAUUAUUCGAAAGAUCCACUAAUGCAAGCUGGGUGGUCGUGUUCAAAGCUCUAACCACGACCCACCACAUCUGCAUCUACGGAAAUGAGAGAUUCAUCCAGUAUUUGGCCUCAAGGACUUCCCUGUUCAAUCUCAGCAACUUUAUUGACAAAACAGGCUCCCAUGGCUAUGACAUGUCUACAUUCAUCAGACGAUAUGCACGGUACUUAAAUGAGAAGGCGUAUGCUUACCGUGCAAUGGCCUUCGACUUCACUCGAGUUAAGAAGGGAGCUGACGGAGUGAUGAGGACUAUGGCUCCUGACAAGCUUUUGAAGGCCAUGCCUGCCCUUCAGACCCAAGUGGACACACUGCUGGAGUUUGACGUUCAUCCUAAAGACUUGAACAACGGCAUCAUAAAUGCAGCAUUCAUGCUUCUCUUUAAGGAUCUGAUAAAACUCUUUGCCUCCUACAAUGACGGCGUCAUCAAUUUAUUAGAGAAAUAUUUCAAAAUGAAGAAGUCUGAGUGCAAGGAUUCUCUGGACAUUUAUAAGAAAUUUCUGACCCGGGUGACCAAAAUUGCAGAGUUCAUGAAAAUUGCUGAGCAAGUAGGAGUGGAUAAGAAUGACAUUCCUGACAUCUCUUAUGCUCCCAGCAGUAUUCUGGAGUCUCUAGAGGCACAUAUGAACGGUCUAGAGGGCAAGAAAGGGGAAGGGUCACCCACAAAAGGAUCACCCACCAAUAAUGUGUCUCCAACCUCCACUCCCGCCAAAUCAGCUGCUGCCGUCCCCACUUUGGAGCCGCCGCGUGCUGAGGCCACGCCUGCUGCCGCCGAAACUGCCACCGAUUCUCUGCUGGAUCUGGACCCGUUGUCUUCCUCUGGACCUUCUACAGGAGCAUCAGCUGCUCCCACAUCUUGGGGAGAUCUGCUGGGCUCAGAUGUGUUUGCGGCCCCUGCGGCUGAAACAGCUGCUGCUGCAGAAGGUGGGGCCGCAGCAACAACGCCCACCCCUGCUGCCGACGGCACCGCGUCAACCGAUCCCUUCACUCCAGCGGCUGGUACUGCUGAUAACUCCCAUCAGUUGGACCUGUUCUCCAUGCAGCCAGUAGAUGACAGUAACUCUCUCUUUAGCUCAGUGGCGCCCAACACUGUCCAGGCGUCUGUCUCCACAACCACCAGCACCGUAGCCCCCGCUGCUUCCCCAGCCCCGACGAUAGACCUGUUUGCUGGUUUUUUUGAUCCCAUGCCAGACUCCGUUCCCAAAACAGACCCAAACCCCAGUCUAGACCUGUUUUCAGCAGAUGUGUUUCGUCCUCCUGCCGCUGCUCUAUCGGCCCCCAUAAGCUGGCCAGACAGCGGAGCAAAUCUGGACCUGUUUGGGGAAUCUGCGGGCGCUGGAGAGGCCAAACCAGCCGCAGCAGCUGCCGGAGGCGAUCUGAUGUCAGCUUUUGAUGGAUUUGGUGAUGUGCUCAUGCCAGCUAUGGCUCCACAGGCAGCAGGGGCCACCUCACCGGUCAAACCCAUGGGAGGAGAUCUGGACUCAGCUAUGGCCAACAUGGCCAGCAAUUUGGCAGUGGGGAACCAGAAACCGGGUGAAGCAGCAGGAGGAGCGAACUGGCAAGCGCAGGUACCCACCCCUAGCUGGGGCGUUGCCAUGAGUUCCCCUCUCGGGGUCUGUCCUGUCAUGGGAUCCCCGUCACCGUUUGGCAUGCCUGGUGCAGGAGCUGCUCCCAUGAUGCCUGGCUCACCGAUGAUGGCAGCGCAGCAACCGAUGAUGAGGCCACAGUUUCCAGCAACAGGAGCCCCUGGACAACCGAUGUCUCCAGGAAUGGCCCAGAGUCCCAGGAAGCCUCCCCCUUCUAAAGACCCUCUCGCUGACCUCAAUAUCAAAGACUUCAUGUAGAUGAGCAGCUGGUUUGUCACACUUAUUGUGCAGCCCUGAUGAAUCAGACGUGUGUAUUCUCUCUUCCGUUCAUCACAUUCAGGGACUCCAGUCCCUCCUUUUCUCUCUCUUUCCCUUCCCUGUCUGUUGUUGUAGCACAAACCGUGAACGUGAAUAAGUACAUGUGUGUACGUGUGUUUGUAUUUCAAUGUUCUCAGUUACUUCAGAUCUAUAUAUUAAAAAAAAAAAAAGUACUAUGAAACAUGAGGAGGAUGGCAGAUGCAUUCCUGAAUGUGCGUCUGCAGGUCUCUCAAUGAUAGAUGUGCGUUCAUUUUUCCUGGCUCGCUUUCCGUGGGAAAUCAAAUCAAAAGUGUGACGUUUUCUGUGGAAAAUGGUUUUUUGCUGUGGUGAAUAUCACUGGGCCGGUCUGUGUCAUCAUCAGUCGAGUAUUAGUCAUCUUUUGACCAUGGAAUAACUUCUGUGGGAACAAUAUCAACGUUUUACGAGUUAAGAUAGUGUCUCACACACUGUUUGUUUUUAUCAAUGCCCUGAUUUUAUUCUUUUUCGUAUCUAUCAAUUGUGAGUUACAUGCAACAUGUGACUAUUUGAUGAAAAUACAUAUGCAUUUUAAAAUAUUUUAAAAGACAGAUUGUUUUGAAUAUCCUUAGUCUUUAUUUUGAGAUAAAAAGGUUGAAUAUAUUUUAGUUAUGUCAGAAGUUUACUUUGCAUACUACAUGGCUAGUUAGUAAUCCCAUUUGUACAAAUGUCUGUGUACAUCACAAGGCACUGAGCUGAUUGAGUCCUGCUAGUAUGAACAAUAUAAUAUUGCAGCAUGUAAUUCCUCUGUUGUGCAAAGGGGACGCCAGUGAGCCAGAUCAGAUUCUAUCAACAGCAAGUUCACCUACAUCUUAAUCAACAUAUCAGGAGUAGUUCAACCCAAAAUUACAAUUUGCUUAAAAUGUACUCACCUUCAGACCAUCCAAAAUGUAGAUGAGUUUGUUUCCUCAUCAGAACAGAUUUGGAGUAGUUUGCCGCAUUACAUCUCGUGCUCACCAA